Rotaria sp. Silwood2 is the source of this 1569-nucleotide messenger RNA. Lineage: Eukaryota; Metazoa; Rotifera; Eurotatoria; Philodinida; Philodinidae. The record is from the annotation of a GenBank genome assembly.
AUGAGUAACGAUCAAUAUUAUCAACAUCAUCCACGUACGAUUAUACCCGUGACGGUAAAUCCUAAUGAUGAUCAACGUUUUAUACGUUUUCGUUCAUCUAAUACACCAUCAAAUGAUAUACCUGACCGAAUGAGUGUACGCAUGCGUGAUUUUGAAGAAGAAUGUCGACGAUGGCGAGAAAAUUUUUUUAAUGAAUCAAGAUUCGAUUCGAGUGGAUUUCCUUCAUCAUCAUUAGCACAGACAAGACCAAGAAUGCGUCUUGAUUUUCCUGAUUUUCCAGAAUUCGGUAGUAUUGAUUGGCCAACAUUUCGUGGAUCAGCACCAGGUUUUAGUUCAACAGCAGCAUCGGGUGCAACACAUCGAUCAUUUAUUGAAGAAGACAAUGAUGGAAGAAAAAAAUAUAAAAUUCAAUUUGAAAUUGGUGAAUUUAGACCUGAAGAAUUAAAUGUUAAAGUUGAAGGUCGUAUGUUAAUUGUAAAAGGUGAUCGUCAAAUGAAAGUUGGUAAUGCAACUGAAUCAAAACAAUUUAAUCGUGAAUUAACAUUACCAGAAUUUAUUGAUGUUAAAACUUUACAAUCAUAUUUAUCUGACGAUGGAAUACUCACUAUGGAGGCACCUGUUAUUUUAGAUCGUGUUUAUAAUAAUACAGGUUCAUCAACAUUAACAUCAUCAAAUCCAAAUCGUCUUGUUGAUACGACAUUUACUAGUGGACGACAACCAUUAUCGAAUUAUGGCAUUGGUAAUAAUCAAACAGGUUCAUAUUCAUCGACAUCAUCAACAUCAUCAUUUCGACAAGACGGUUCUGGCUUACGUGAAGCUAAUAGUUUUAAUCGAAACAGUCCAUUACGUGAUCCAUAUUCAUCAACAAGUUCAGCGUCAACUCUUAUUGGUGGUAAUACUAAUCAACCAUCGAACACAUUUUCAACACUGACAUCAAGACAAAAUUAUUCAACUAAUGAUGGUUUAAAAAAUGUAACAUAUAAAUUUGAUUUAAAUCAAUUUGUACCUGAAGAUAUAGCUAUACAAGUUAAUGAUACAAUGUUAAAAGUAACAGCUGUUAAACAAGAACGUGAUGGACAUAGUUCGACUCAUCGUGAAUUUCGACGUGAAAUUGGUUUACCGGAUGGUGCUGAACCAAAAAGUUUAACAAAUACAUUAAGUGCUGAUGGUAUUCUAACAAUACAAAUUCCUGUACGUGAUUAUCGACCUCCGUUAACACCUACAUAUCAAUCACAACAUCAUAACUUACCAACAAAUAUUAAUACAAAUGAUUCAUAUUCAUUUGGAGAUCAACAACUGAAACUUACAUUUGAUUUAAAUGGUUAUAAACCCGAUGAUGUUAAUGUUAAAGUUAAUGAUAAUGUAUUAAAAGUUCAAGCUUCUCAUGUUGAUAAUACAGCUGGUAAUCAAAUUAAUCGUGAAUAUAUGCGAGAAUAUGUAUUACCAGAUUGGGUUGAUGUUGAUAAUUUACGAGCUAAAAUGAGUGAAGAUUCAACACUUACUAUUGAAGCACCUAUACCACAUGAUCGUGUAUCUGCAUUAAAUCGUCAAAUUAAGAUCACGCAAUAA